AUGAGCGCAGAUACGCAGCUCGACGCAGCUCUCGAUCUCCUCCGCCGUCUCUCACCACUAGAAAUCAAACAGAAUCUAGCCAAAAUCACACAAUUAGUCCCAGAUAUACAAGAAGACCUCCUCUCCGCAGUCGACCAGCCCCUCGAAGUAGCCAGAUGCAAAAAGACCGGCCGUGACUAUUUACUAUGCGACUACAACCGUGAUGGUGACUCCUUCCGCUCACCAUGGUCGAACGAGUUCGAUCCACCUAUCGAUGAUGCAGCCUAUCCAUCUGAUCGGGUACGGCGCAUGGAGGUUGAGGCGAACGAAGCGUUUACAGUCUAUCGAAGUCUAUACUAUGAGGGCGGCAUUGGUAGUGUAUACCUCUGGGACCUCGACGACGGCUUCGCAGGCGUGGUGCUGUUGAAGAAGGAGAGUGGACGAGGUGAAGAUGCUGCAGGAUGGGAUAGUAUACAUGUCGUGGAAGUCGACGAACGGGGCAAGACGUCCAAGAGUGCACAUUACAAACUCACAUCUACAGUCAUAUUACACCUGGGCAAGGACAACGAUGCUGUAGGUAGCUUGACGUUAGCAGGCAGUUUGACGAGACAAGUGGAAAGUGAUCUUGCAAUUGAGAGUACUGGAAGUCUGGGUCGAGAUGGCGGCCAUGUGGCCAACAUUGGUCGUCUGGUUGAGGACAUGGAGGGCAAGAUGAGGAAUCAGUUGCAAGAAGUGUAUUUUGGCAAGGCCAAGGACGUGGUGGGAGACUUGAGGAGUGUGGCCAGUUUAGGCCAGGUCGAACAGGACCGCCGGACACAGAGAGAAGUCUUUCAGAGCAUGGGUGGAAAAUAA
Molecule: messenger RNA, 831 nt
Organism: Lithohypha guttulata
Lineage: Eukaryota; Fungi; Ascomycota; Eurotiomycetes; Chaetothyriales; Trichomeriaceae
Gene: CAP2
Product: F-actin-capping protein subunit beta
Exons: 2
Coding region: 1-831 (276 amino acids)
Biological process (GO): actin cytoskeleton organization; cell morphogenesis; barbed-end actin filament capping
Cellular component (GO): cytoplasm; F-actin capping protein complex; actin cortical patch
Molecular function (GO): actin filament binding
Source: RefSeq, a predicted model, not a curated record